AGAAGAAGAGACGGGACCUUUGUCCAAUCGGAGACUACGUCGCUACGUGCAACGCGCAUGCGCUCUAGAGCAGAUAUUGCAUGUGUCUUACGUCGUGUCCGGUGGAGGUCACAGAUAUCUGCGUACUACUGGGAUUGCUGUCAUGGCCAAGCUGUUUGAGUCUAUUGGGAAGUUGGGUCUGGCCCUCGCUGUUGGCGGAGGUGUUGUUAACUCUGCGCUUUUCAAUGUUGAUGCAGGGCACCAGGCUGUGAUAUUCGACCGGUUUAGAGGAGUGCAGGAUGUUGUUGUUGGAGAAGGGACCCACUUUCUUAUUCCCUGGGUUCAGAAACCUAUCGUCUUUGAUUGCCGCUCCCGUCCACGCAACGUUCCCGUCAUUACAGGCAGCAAAGAUCUGCAGAACGUAAACAUCACAUUACGUAUCCUCUUUCGGCCGGUGACCAACCAGCUACCACGAAUCUUCACCACUAUUGGUGAGGACUAUGAUGAGAGGGUGCUGCCAUCCAUCACCACAGAGGUCUUGAAGGCUGUAGUGGCUCGUUUUGAUGCUGGUGAGCUCAUUACCCAGAGAGAACUGGUGUCUCAGCAGGUCAGUGAGGACCUUACAGAAAGAGCCUCCACUUUUGGCCUCAUCUUGGACGACGUUUCACUGACACACUUGACCUUUGGAAAGGAGUUCACAGAGGCUGUUGAGAUGAAGCAGGUGGCCCAGCAGGAGGCUGAGAGGGCCCGUUUUGUUGUUGAAAAGGCAGAGCAACAGAAACAGGCAGCCAUCAUCUCAGCAGAGGGAGAUUCCCAGGCUGCCUUGCUCAUUGCUAACUCCCUGAUGGAGGCUGGUGAUGGUCUGGUAGAGCUUCGUAAGCUGGAGGCAGCCGAGGACAUCGCUUUCCAGCUCUCUCGUGCCCGCAAUGUCACUUACUUGCCUUCAGGACAGGGCACAUUGCUACAGUUGCCACAGUGAUAACAUCUCACUUCAUGUCCAGCCCACUCUUGCUGUCACCAGCCUUUGCAGGGCCAGGGAAGGGGUGGUUGGAAAAUUCAAUAAAGGACUCCCAACUUCACACACAUUCCCUCCACUCUUUCUCUUACCUUCUGUGGACUGGGCUCUGCUUACAGGAGCAUGGUGGGAGACAAAGUGAGUGGUCUAUAAUGGAUACAUUUAUGAAGACCACCCAUGUGUGAAGAAGUUGAGGUUAACCUAUACAUAUAUAUAGUUCUUUGUUUUAAAAUGAAUUGACAAUGCAGUAAAAUAUCUUAAGAUGUAUCUUUGCUUCAUUUUUUCAGAUUCACAGCACUGCAUGUGAUGAAAUCAAGGGUGAUUUUAUCAUCAAGAGCCAAUUCUUUAAAAGAUAAGAUGAUUAAGUGUCAAUUAUUAAACAUAUAUCAAAAAAGAAGUUCAUCUUAAGUCAAUUGUAUGGUUGCAGAAUUCCUCAACCAAAAAGGAUCAAAAAUAUUCCAGAGCAGCAUGCCGAUAUCUUAAAAACCUUCAUUGUCAACAUUUCAGGCCCUUCUUCAGUGGCUAUUGGCAAACAAACUAGAUUUGUAAGAUAUUGGUAUGCUGUCCUGGACUAUUUUUAAUUGUCAAUGAUUGCCGUCACUGUCAUUAUGGGCCUUGAAAGUUACCUUCAAUCUCGUAACCACGUACAUGAUCCAACAAUGUAAGGCUCUCCUUUGGAUUCACUGAAAGAAGUGAUAAGGGAUGGUGGAUUUAUUUGACUUGAAAUCAUUUUUGUGUUCUGAUGUGAAAGGACUAAAUCUCUGGAAUUUGCACUUUCCAGCUAAGAUUGUCUUCUUUCUACUAUUUUGCCACCCAAAAUGAUAGGAAUAUACCUGUCAGAGAGUAGAGGACGGUCCUUCAUUCUUUAAGGUUGUUGCUGUGUGGUUAGUUUGUUCGGAACAAGUGUAAGACCAUUGUUUCAGAAAUUGCUAGGCUAAAUAAUAAAAUUGUCUUUCUAA
Messenger RNA from Labrus mixtus (cuckoo wrasse), 1953 nucleotides. It is a transcript of the gene phb1, whose product is annotated as prohibitin. The coding region runs from base 143 to 958 and encodes 271 amino acids. Gene Ontology annotation, cellular component: mitochondrion; membrane. Gene Ontology annotation, biological process: mitochondrion organization. The record is from RefSeq and is a predicted model, not a curated record. NCBI's taxonomy places the organism in Eukaryota, Metazoa, Chordata, Actinopteri, Labriformes, Labridae. The transcript is spliced from 7 exons.